This is a messenger RNA of Suricata suricatta (meerkat), 2699 nucleotides long. RefSeq names its product high mobility group AT-hook 1 (gene HMGA1). The record is from RefSeq and is a predicted model, not a curated record. The transcript is spliced from 4 exons. Gene Ontology annotation, molecular function: DNA binding; transcription coregulator activity. Gene Ontology annotation, cellular component: chromatin; nucleus. The coding region runs from base 1107 to 1430 and encodes 107 amino acids. Lineage: Eukaryota; Metazoa; Chordata; Mammalia; Carnivora; Herpestidae. Gene Ontology annotation, biological process: regulation of DNA-templated transcription.
AUGGACUGUGAGAUCAUGACCUGAGCCAAAGUCGGAUGCUUAGCCGACCGAGCCACCCAGGCACCCCCACUCUCACUAUCUUUUAAGCUUCUGGAAGAGGUUCCCAGAUAAAGGGGGCAGAUGCUCCUAGCAGUGGGAGGUUUUAGGUAAACUCCGAAUUGGUAGGGCUGAUGAAGCCCAAAACGACCUCUAAGAGGGAAGAUGCUAGAAGAGAAGCAGCUUUGGAGGAGCAGCCCUGCCCAGGCUGGGGUGGGGAGGGGCAGGGGGGAGGGCACCUAGCAUCUGUUCGGAAGCAUCCAUUCCUGCCCCUCCUGAAAGCAGGCAUCAAAGGGGACAGUCUCAUUUGACUCCAGGAGGACGGGGGUGGAAGAGGAACUCCACCUUUCUGCUUUGGGUUUCUUUUCCUCUCCUAUGCAAUUUCACCUCUCUUCCCCUUUUCCAGACUGUUCUGUUCUUGAGUCCCUAAGGCUCUACCCAGGGAGGGAGCAGAGAGAACUGACUGGUAGGGUGGGCACCAUCCCUGGCCAGGCGAUUGGUACAGGAUCAAGGUUGGCCCUGGCCUGGUCCUGAGGCAUGGGCCGAGCAGUACUGUUGGCCAGGUGGGCCGGGGACUGAUGCUCACGGCUGCCAGAUGGGUACCCGGGGCUGCUUCUCUCUGCUUGCCUUUCUUCCCUUGUGGUCUGUGAGCCACUCAAGCUUGGUUUCCUCUUAAGAGAAAGGGCAGCUGGCCAGGGAGAGGGACCCCUGGCUAUGUGAGGCUUCCCGCCCCCCACCUCAUCCACACCUUUGCCCCAGCAAAGUGCCCACAGCCACUCCGGAGCCAGCUGUGCCUCUUGGGCCUGGGCCCUUUGGGGGUGGCAAAACAACAAAGCAGGAGAUAAGGAGCUGAUUAGAGCCAACGGCUCGACCCCACCCCCACUUGCCUGAGCAGGGUGGGGAUCCUGGAUCCCCUGGGAGCCGGCACAGUCAUACAGGCCACCUUGGGGGUGGGAGUGGUAAAGGGGGGGUAGGAGGUAGCCGAAGCAAGAUGUUGUGUUUGAAACGAUUUUUCCUGCUUCCUAGCAUCCCAGCCAUCGCCCUUCCACCUGCUCCAGAGAGAAGGGAAGAUGAGUGAGUCGAGCUCGAAGUCCAGCCAGCCCUUGGCCUCCAAGCAGGAAAAGGACGGCACUGAGAAGCGGGGUCGGGGCAGGCCGCGCAAGCAGCCUCCGGUGAGUCCCGGGACAGCGCUGGUAGGGAGUCAGAAGGAACCCAGCGAAGUGCCAACACCUAAGAGACCUCGGGGCCGACCAAAGGGGAGCAAAAACAAGGGUGCUGCCAAGACCCGGAAAACUACCACAACUCCAGGGAGGAAACCAAGGGGCAGACCCAAAAAACUGGAGAAGGAGGAAGAAGAGGGCAUCUCACAGGAGUCCUCCGAGGAGGAGCAGUGACCGCGCCGUGCCACCUGCUCCUUCACCGAGGAGCAGUUUCCUUCUGGGACUGGACAGCUCCGCUCCCACCGCCCCUGCCCCUUCCCCCAGGCCCACAUGUCACCGCCACCCACCUGCGCCCUCGCCACCACACUACACAGCACACCAGCCGCUGCGGGGCCCUGAGGCCCGAGUGGGGAGCAGUUUCCUUUGGUCUCGGUUUCCAGUGACCCCUCACCCAUGUUCACACUUGCCCUUCCAGACAGAGACGUCCCACCUCGCCGCACCCUGCCCCUGCUGCAUUCCCAAGCUCAGUGGUGGGGAUGUUGCUGACUGGGCUCUUGGUUUGGGGGUCCCUUUUUCUUCUACACUCUUCCCCCUGGCUUCCCAUUAAGGGGCCUGGGAGGGCUCCCCUGGCCUUAAAAGGGGCCCAUGCCCCAUCUCAUUGUGAUCUGCUCCACUCCACUGUGCUGGCAGCGGGUAUGGCCUGUGGGGAGGGGCGCUCAGCCCCAGGUGCGGCUCACACCCGCUUUUCUUCCUUCCCACCUUGCCUGGUCCUUGCUCUAGGUUGGACAGCCCCAUUCAGGGCACAGGAAGGAAGGCAGGACGGGUCUGAGCCCCCUAUCCUCGCCAGAUGGGGUGCAGCUCACUCACCCCCACCCUGGAAUCCACUGCAAUGGGGGCAGUUCCGGUCACCCUUUAUCCAGGAGGCCCAGGUUCCCUGUGGCAGCCACCUAAGGUGGGCUGGAGCUGCCGCCAGACCCCAUCCGCUUCUGCCCUAGGCCUCAGUUUCCCCUUUCCUCACACGGGGCACUAAUAACAAGGAGCUAGCCUUGCCCACUCCCACCCUUCUGCUCCUCCCCACCCCCCAAGGUUCUGGUUCCAUCUUUCCUCUGUUCACAAACUACCUCUGGACAGUUGUGUUGUUUUUGUUCAAUGUUUUCAUUCUUAGACAUCCAUCAUUGCUGCUGCGGCCAGCGCCAAAUGUUCAUCCUUGCCGCCUCCUGUUCUGCCCACAUCCCCCUCCUCCAAGACGCUCUUAGGGGAAGGGGCCUGGGGCAGAGCAGGCUGGGUUACCGACCACCCCAGUCCCAGGGAAGGUGGGGCCCCGCCCCUAGGAUGCUGCAGCAGAGUGAGGGGGGGGCCUGUAUAGACCCCCAAGGGUGUAGGGGCCACCUUUUCCCCCUGUUCUGCCGGGGAGGAGGUGGCCAUUAUUUGUCCCAGCCUGGGGCCCCCCCGUCUGGUUUCCUAUUUGCAGUUACUUGAAUAAAAAAAAUAUCCUUUUCUGGA